AUGAGUCAGCGAGCAAAUUUUCACAUCAAAGCAUUAGUUUUAUUAAUUGUUGUACAAACUUCAUUCUCGAUUACCCUUGAAAGCGUUUACACUCGGUUACUGCAAAAGCAACGAAAUGCCGAAGAUACUUUUGCUUUUCAAUUUGUAAAGCCAAUUGGAACUGUUGCCGGCGAAUAUAUUUGGCCUAGAAGUUACUCAGCAUCAGCAGAACUUAUAUUCGAUGAGAACGGAGCUGCUUUUCCUGUUCGGGAGCGUCCUACAUCACUUAGCCGGAUUUUGCGUCCACUACAGACAAGUCGUCUCAGAAAUGAAGUUGAUGCUUGGCCUUAUCGCCUUCGUCGUUGA
This is a messenger RNA of Auanema sp. JU1783, 345 nucleotides long. The record is from the annotation of a GenBank genome assembly. Lineage: Eukaryota; Metazoa; Nematoda; Chromadorea; Rhabditida; Rhabditidae.